UUGCUGGGGGCAGACAAAUAAACUGGAUUGCAAGAUCAUCCCGUUAGCUACAAGCAGGAUGUCGGGAAUGCACAAAGUUUGUCUGAUCGUUAUCGUUCUCCUUGUGGUGCAAGGGACCCAUGGCAACACCCUCGGAGUGCCACCGUCUCUAAGAGAAAUGUGGGCUGAACUGAUGGAGGGAACAUCCACGACAGCAGGUGUCUGCGGCAAGGGCUGCUACGUGGAAAUCGCCGGAACGACGCAUUUCUUCGAAUACCAAUAUUUUGACAAGACUAACCCGUGCAAAGAAUACAUUUGCGACACCGCUAGUGGAAGUGUGGUGACGCUGCCGAUCACUUGUGCUGAUGACCAACCUUGUGCAAGUCAGACACAAAAAGUGUUUUUACCAGGAAAAUGCUGCCCCCAAUGCAGAGGUGAAGAUGAUGUGCCGAGAGUUACAGAGUGGUCCGAAUGGACAAAGUGCAGUGAAACAUGUGGCCAAGGACAGAGAGCAAGAAGCAGGACCUGCAUCGUACCCGAGAAUGUUCCAAACGUGGGGGAUUGUUCAGGAGUCCCACUGCUGGAGUUUGGAACAUGUAACCAUCCUGCCCUGUUGACUGUAAAUGGGAGUAUGGAAGGUGUGGCAAGUGUCGGCAUCCUGUGGCAGUGGGACACGACAGUGUACACCAAUCAUCACACAGGAACCACAGUACGAGGAAGGGAUUGUCCUGUUGACUGCGAAUGGGAGUAUGGAGAAUGUGACAGUUGCUCGGUCACCUGUGGUAAAGGGAAUCACUUCUGUCAACCAAUCAUUACGCAACAACCACAGCACGGAGGAAGAGAAUGCCCUGAUUUUGUUCGGCCAAUGGAGAGUCACGACUACUGGAGUGCACAGAUCUUGGACCUUGCCCACUCUGCCUGCCCUAAGGGUUAUCAUGAGUGUACAAAAAAGGUCGGAAAGAAGAACAUAGAAGCGUGCUUACGUGACGCAGUAGACACCAACUGUGAAUGUCUUCUGGAAAGCCGGAGUCGUAGUCUGGACUAUGAUGGUGACUACAUACGCAAUGAAUGUGACAACUGCGUAAAGGUUAUAAAUCCUGGUCAAGAAGAUAGAGACAAUAAUACCGUAGGUGACAGCUGUGACUUUAUGGAUGCUAGAGAGCAAGAUUUAGAUGGCCCCAAUUUGAAAGAGAUUGCUGCUGCAAUAAUGGAGAAGUUGGUGGAAAUGUACUACAAUAAAUAA
Geodia barretti is the source of this 1222-nucleotide messenger RNA. The record is from the annotation of a GenBank genome assembly. NCBI's taxonomy places the organism in Eukaryota, Metazoa, Porifera, Demospongiae, Tetractinellida, Geodiidae.